This is a messenger RNA of Pisolithus orientalis, 5904 nucleotides long. RefSeq lists its product as uncharacterized. The record is from RefSeq and is a predicted model, not a curated record. The coding region runs from base 62 to 5569 and encodes 1835 amino acids. Gene Ontology annotation, molecular function: protein serine/threonine kinase activity; ATP binding. The transcript has 12 exons. Gene Ontology annotation, biological process: peptidyl-threonine phosphorylation; peptidyl-serine phosphorylation. NCBI's taxonomy places the organism in Eukaryota, Fungi, Basidiomycota, Agaricomycetes, Boletales, Pisolithaceae.
AGGCACAGUGGAACCCUUUUUUCUGUCUUUCUCUGGUAGUACUUAUUAGCUCGGCAGUCGAAUGCAGGCUGGACACAGCGAGGUCUGCCCUCUGACGGGAGACGAGGACGGUGGCCAGCCACGUGUGUACGUCUCCGAGGCACCCCCCGCUGUCGACGAACCCACAGGCCUCUCGCGCCCCGUCUCGGCCACCUCCUCGCUUGAUCCGUACUACUUCGGUGCUCAGACGCCCUCCGACUCCCCCCCGCCCCCCUCUCCCCCAACUCCACCCCCCAGCUCUGCCCAGCGUCAGCCCAGGAGUUCACACACUAAACCACCCGCUGACCCCCGCAAGAGACCCGGCCAACAUCGACCGCAUGGGCCUCGUUGGCGUAGGCGAACUGACAACUCCAUCGCUGGGACAAAAUACAUCGUCCAUUCGAGACAAUCCAACCAAUCACAGGACGAGGAUUGUCUUCUCGAGGAAGAGGACGCCGCCGCAGUCAUGGUAGCCGAAAACCUCGAAAACGACGCUCCUGACAGCCCGUGGACAAUUGAGGCAGUCGAUGGCGAGUCCGACGACAAAGACGAGCAUCAUCUCAAACAACCAGCUACACGUACCAUCCGCACCCGUCGCUCUAUUGCAGACGAGAGCGGCGGAGAAGAAAUCCUGUACCCCCGCAAACCACACGGGUCCAUCUUUUUACAUCCGUCGGACGCAGUCAAGCCUUCCUCGCCUUCUCCCGAGGAACCUCCAUCGCCGCUCGUGCCCCCCCUCCCGAGCGAGCAUGCCCUGGUCAGCGAUGCGUCCACCUCAUCAUCCCCUCCAAGUGCAUUCACUCCACUCCGCAAGGCACGAAAGCGCACCUCGGACGAGUUCGAGAUAGAUCAGUCGGGGUCUCUGACCUCAAAGGGCGCUGUCCCUGUCAAGCCAGCCACCAAGGACGACAAAUCCUCGUCCGUUCGCAGACACCGUCCUUCUGGUUCGACGUCCAUGUCUAGCGCUAUUCGUGACAAAACACGUCGCAGAGAAAGUUUGGCACCGAACACCUCGUCCAAGUCCCCUGCGUCCAUUGAAGCGACUCCGACAUCUGCUGCUAACCGUGCGGAAAGGGACCAUCACACUCGCCAACCCUCAGCGAGUUCCUCGUCCGGUCCCGACCCAGCGCUCGCGUCACAUUCUAGCCGCGUACAUGCACCUCCUCUCCCUCCCUCUCCAUCGACGACCUCUAUGCAUCACCUUUUGAGGCACGCUGGCGGUGCCCCUACGACUACGACUACGACUCCCCCUACCCGUCCAUCGUCAUCACACAAGGAUCUCGCUCACCCAUCGCAUCCUCACUCAUCAAGCGUCGUUCAUUCCCUCCUUCGCGGAACGCAGGAGGGUUGGUCAAGCAUGGACGACGAUGCCCACGCGGAGGCUUUGCGAAAGCUCGACGGCUUAUCUACCAAGACCGCCCGAGCCCGUGCAAGCAUCGGCAGUCUCAACCGCAUGAGCCGCCCCGGCACGCCUGGAAGCGCUGCAGGUCGCGUCCAUUGGGAGAGUGGUGUUAAUGAGAGCGGUGGAAAAGUCAGUCGCAGGGGAAGCUCAAAGGAAAAAGAGAGAAAGGAGCAUGGCACCUCUGGUUCAGUAGAUGCUGGAAACGACGCUGGCGAUGCGCGCACCCCUGCAGUCACGAGUGGCGACGAGCAUCAAGCGUCGUCGGGUCCCGACAAGACCCCUAAAAAGUCUAUCAGUGCUCGUCUUAGUUUCACGCCUAAACGCGGGUCUGCAUCCUCCACGACAUACACAGGUACCCCCACGAGUUCGCGUGACUCAGCAUCGUUAUCAACUGCAACAAGUGCGACAUCCGUCUCUGCUCCCUCAGGUAGACACUCCACCGGUGUAGGCAAGGGUCGACGGAACAGCGCGGGGAGCGAUAUCUCGAGUGUCUACUCGGGCGGCGACGGUACUGUGAAGGAUCGCACGGGCUCGCUGGCAAGUGGAGCUGAGGCGUUGGAGGAGGACCGUGUGCCCCCUGUUCCACCUCUACCCAAGGAUUUAUCGAAUUACCGGUCGCCUCCUCAGUCUUCGCACGGCGUCAUAUUUCCUCACGCUGCUGGCGAUGAGGGCAGUAUCGAACGUACAGCAUCUUUGGAGGUUCCACCAUCGUCCAAGUCCCACGAUGUUCAUUCCCACGAAUCAACAAGUCAUGGGUUUCACUCUGCACCUGAGACUGCACCUUCCGCUCACAAGACACCCUCAAAGAAGUGGAGUUUCUCUAACGCGCUAAAUAUCAAGUUGACGAGUUCGCCCUCGGUUGCGUCCAUGAGAGGGGGAGACAAGGAUUCGUCAUCACAUAAUAGCAAGACAUCGAGCUUCCCGCUGAGCCCGCGCUCCAUGCAAAGUUUCAGUCAGCAGUUGCGAAAACACGCAUCCCGGGAGCACGCCUUGUCCCCUCCUGCGUCGAACAAGACUGUUUGGUCACCGAUCCAACCGGAAGCCAUGGGCUCUGCCGCCUCCCUUGCGUCGCUCUCUUCUGUCGGAUCCACUCGAACGCCUAGGUCGCCUGCCCUGCAGUCUAGAAAGACACCCGACUGCGAGAGAGGAGGGGUUGCAAGUCGUCCAGGGACUGGCUCCAGUAUUAGCAAUACCACCACGUCCAACGCCAAUAUGAACGCGUCGCUCAGCCCGGUCCCUUCUAUCAGACGUCACCAGUCGAAACGCCUCACACCCUCCUCCAUCCCAUUCUUCCGCCGCUCAUCUUCGCACAGCGUGCAAAUAUCGAUGUCGAACGCUGCCCCGGCUUCAGUAUCACCAACGAUACCGACGGCUCCGGUCAUCCCGUCCGGACAAAGCCGUACCAAAGAAGCAAAUAGCUCGCCUACCAAAGAAUCAUCCUCCAGGCCCCCUCCGACCACGUCAAGCACAUCGCAGAAGAAGUCAUCAGUUCUGAGUUUAGGGUUACCUUCGUUGCUCAAGGGUUCAAGUUCGAGAAGGAGUUUGCACGGCGAUAGGAGUGACACUGGGACGGGCAAAGAGGCGAGAGAUAGUGGUGGUAGUCACAAGACGAGGGAAGGAGAGAAGGCAAAGGCGAAGCAAGAUCUCAAGGAUCGGAGCGAGAGUAGGAUAUCGGUGCUGAUGGGCAGGAAGAGGGGCAAGGCAAGUAACAGCACGCUUUCUUCCACGGACCCGAAGAAGGCUCCCGCUGUGGCCCUGCCACCGAUGCAGAUGUCCGCGCUUCCCGCUACUACCGCGCAGCGUGUCGCCAGUCUAAAGAACAACUCAGUAUCUACACCUGCCGCUGCCAUCACGAGGACUCCGUCGUCCUCUCGUGUCACGUCUCAAACCGUGAGUUCGAUGCAGAAACAGUCAGACGCAUCGCUGCGAACCAGGAAUCAGCUGCCCACGAUUGCCGGCUCGCCUUCAGUUGGUACGACUGGCUAUAGCGCGUCGAAAGAGCCGAAAGAUCAUCCACCCUCUGCGCUCCUCAAUACUGUCGGGGGAUUGCCCAAAGAAACCCCAACCAAGAUACCUCGUAUCUCGAGUCGUACAUCCGCAGCUGGUUCACCAGGACUGGGUUCCGGGCAAAACACACUAGUCAACAGACGCAUCAGCCUGAACACCCGUCACCGAUACCUGCAGACGCAGCGACGAACGAAUUUGGCGUCUUGGAAAACGGAGAUGCUCAAAGUGGCACCAAGGUUGCGGCAACGGAUAAGCCAGCCACUCUCCAGGCGCCAGUCUGCACGCGCUUCGCCUUCGUUAAAUUCUAGAGCGACUCGCCAAAACUCUGGUCCACCGACAGCUGGAGGUAUACCUCGCAAAUCUAACCGAGAUUCCGUCUCUUUCACCUCGUUGCGCAAGGCUUCGACUGGAUCUGUUGCUUCUACGACAUCGGCGGCGCCUCCACCCAACGAACCAUCGCACGUUCACCAUAGGUUCUCAGCACUCUCUCCUUCCAAGAGCCUGAAACUCUUGAGCCCUAAGAUUUCUUUACCGGGUGGCCGCUCCUCUCAUAAUAAUACUUCGUCAGCAUCGUCUAGCGGAGUCCAUCGUAUUCACGCUGGCACUCCAUCGUCAAGCCGUCAGUCAUUAUCGACGCCGUCCCCAGUUCCUGAGACGGUCGAUGAGGAGGAGUUCCUAGGUGAUGAAGAGAUGAUGCAAUACAUCAGACGUCAGCAGGCAAAGAAGAUGGCGAAUGGGGCGACUCAAGAAGAGUUGGAUGAGAUGCUAAAAUUCCCAGAGCCGAUUCCUCCCAGCCCCGGAAUGACGCCACAAGAACUGCUGCAGAGCCCACAGGCUCGGCAUCUGUGUCCCUACGAACGUGAAGAGAUGCUCAACCAUUCUUUAAUUUAUUUCAUUGGUGCUGGAAGUCAGAAGAAGCAAGCUGAUCCGGACAUCCCGACAAACAAUUUCGGAUACGACGAUGAUCGUGGCGACUAUCUAGUAGUGCACGGUGACCACCUGGCGUAUCGAUAUGAAGUCGUGGAUACCCUAGGUAAAGGAUCUUUCGGUCAGGUGUUGAACUGUCGAGAUCACCAAACUGGUGAAUCUGUCGCGAUCAAGAUAAUUCGGAAUAAGAAACGCUUCCAUCACCAGGCCUUGGUCGAAAUCAAGAUUUUGGACAAUCUGCGCAAAUGGGACCAAGAGGAGAAACACCACGUCAUCAAGAUGACAGAGCAUUUCUACUUCCGCAACCACUUGUGCAUUGCCAUGGAGUUGCUGAGCAUUAACUUGUACGAGUUGAUCAAGGCGAACGGAUUUGUCGGCUUCACGACCACCCUGAUACGCCGUUUCACGAGCCAGAUGAUCCUGUCAUUGUGCUUGAUGCGGCACCAUAGAAUCGUUCACUGCGACCUUAAGCCAGAGAAUGUUCUGCUCAAACACCCGACGAAGAGCGCGAUCAAGGUGAUCGACUUUGGCAGCAGUUGCCUCGAGCAUGAGAAGAUUUAUACCUACAUCCAAAGUCGGUUCUACCGUUCACCGGAGGUCAUCCUCGGCAUGAACUACCAUAUGGCCAUCGACAUGUGGAGUCUAGGGUGCAUCCUCGCUGAACUCUACACGGGAUUCCCAAUCUUCCCUGGCGAGAACGAGCAGGAACAAUUAUCUUGUAUUAUGGAGGUUCUUGGUCCUCCAGAUAAAGAGUUCAUUAACCGCAGCUCCCGGAAGCGGCUCUUUUUCGAUAACAGUGGGGCACCACGACCCGUGGUCAACUCCAAGGGUCGGAGAAGGAGACCUGGCACGAAAAGCCUUGCUCAAGUUCUUCGAUGCCAAGAUGAUGAUUUUGUCGACUUCGUGGCACGGUGUCUUGUUUGGGACCCAGAACGGCGCAUGAAGCCACAAGCAGCACUUCAGCAUAGUUUCUUGAAAACUGGACGACGCCUCUCUGGACCACGGACGUCCAAGGUCACGGAGACUCCGAAGAAAUCGCAGAUCAGCGCACCAACACCUUUGACUGCUCGCUCCAGUCGCACUGUCAUCACAAACGGUGUCAAUGCCACCCCCGUCCAUGCAACCUCUAUGGGUCCGUCGUCACGGACCUACCGUUCCUCACAACAUUCUUCUAGCCGGACGCUAGGUGGGUUCGCCGUGACAGCUACUAAAUGAGUUUUGGAAUGGAUGGAUGGAUAUUUUUUUUCCCUUUGCUCCUCUUUUUCUUUUUACGUUAAUAAAAACCUCUGGGGAAUCUUAUGCGCGCGUUGCUAGACAUUUCUUCACGACAUAAGCUGGCCUUAACCGACCCUCCUCUUAUCAUACCCCUCCAGGUCUGCUGUAUUUUACCCCCUCGUCAGUGUUCGUCGCAUGCAGUCACCAUCUGAAAUUUGCACAUCCCAUCACAAUUACUCACAUCACUUCAAUAUAAUGUGUUCUUCUGUUGGAAUUUCUCGUUUUCACGAUGCAAGUUGGAACAUGGCAUGCUCUGCCGAAUUCGUGUACAUACA